Molecule: messenger RNA, 1774 nt
Organism: Zingiber officinale
Lineage: Eukaryota; Viridiplantae; Streptophyta; Magnoliopsida; Zingiberales; Zingiberaceae
Product: E3 ubiquitin-protein ligase HAKAI homolog
Exons: 4
Coding region: 170-1591 (473 amino acids)
Biological process (GO): regulation of cell adhesion; protein ubiquitination
Molecular function (GO): ubiquitin protein ligase activity
Source: RefSeq, a predicted model, not a curated record
GAGUGGUAUCGUGACGCCUCGCCGACGCCGAGGCUCGUCCACUGUAACGGAAUUGCUCGCAUCUCCCUCACUGCUACGCGUUCCUUCACGUGCCUAUUUAUAGGCAGAACACGGUCUCCAAAUCAAAACCUAAACCCGAAAAAGGCUGAACGAGAAAGGGGAGGAGGAUAUGCUUCAGAUCCGGCUGAGCAAAGGACCGUCGGCAGACGGCGGGGGAGGGCCGGUAGCCAAGUCUCCUCCUGCGUUUGAUACGGUGACGGUGGCGUGCCCCGACCACCUUAUCAUCGCUGAUCUCCCGGUGGCUAAGAGCGUCGGCGCCGUUACCUCCUCUGCCGCCGUCGUUCGGACGGUUGGCCGUCGUUCCCGAAGAAACCUCGGUGAUCGGGUCCACUUCUGCGUCCGCUGCGAUUUUCCCAUCGCUAUAUACGGCCGCUUGGCACCAUGUGAACACGCUUUUUGUUUGACAUGUGCAAGAAGUGAUGCUAGCUGCUACCUCUGUGAUGAACGUAUUCAGAAGAUCCAGUCCAUAAAAAUGAUGGAGGGUAUAUUUAUAUGUGCUGCUCCUCACUGUUUCAAAUCCUUCAUUAAACAAGCUGAUUUUGUGACUCAUAUCCAUGAAAUUCAUUAUGAUCUUAUUCAAUCUAAUAUCAAGAAAGAAGAUGGCUCUGAGAAGGAGGCCAGAGCCUCAUCGACAGACACUCAUAAACAAUCAUUGCUGCAAGAGACAUCCACUGCACGUGCCCCACCCAAACCAGGGUUCUCAUCCAGUACAAAUUUGCAGCCACAUGAUCGAGAAGAACUUGCUCAACACCACCAGUCUACCGAUUAUUCUUCCUCAAUAAUGUCAGCGCCUCCAACAUCCAUGCUGUUUGAGAAUAACCUUCCUCAAGGCUCUGAUAAGUCCAAUGCGUGGAUGAAUCAACCUCAAGGUUACAUGACGCAGGCUGGUUCUCAGAGUCAGCAAGUCUCGGAUCAAUCCCUUGCUGACAAGCAUUCAUUGAAUCCUUUGCAACCACCCAUGCCGCCAAACUAUCAAUUACCUGUGAACCUUAAUCAGGCCAUGAUUCCCCCAACAGCAUUUAGUUAUCCUGUCUCGGUGGAUGGCUCUCAGCAAUAUUACGGCAUACCAUAUGAAGCUUUCCGCCCAGAACAAUUGCAGGCAGGAGGGCCUGCACAAGGAUCAGUACUGGGUUUUUCACCUGGUCCAACAGGGAUCGCAACUUUUGCAGGCAAUGCUCAACGGCCUUGGGUUACUGGUCAGAUGGUUGUACCUCUGGAUCCUUCACUCAUGCUAACUCAAGGCAGUCUACAAGGAUUCGUGAAUGUAACUGAUGCACAUGGAAACAAUCAGAUCUCUGGUGGAUGGCUGCUGAAUCAAACUCAUAUUGGCCAGGACUCAAAGUUCCAAGGUGUUUCAUCUGUUAAUAAUGACAGCAGCAAGGGUAUCUUUGCUCAACUUCAGCAACCAGGAUCCUUGCAAAUGUCACUUCCACCGCCACCUCCACUGCCUUUACAGAUGCCGCAACAACUCAACAUGGGGAAUUUCUCUGGCUUUAGCUCUGUGAAUCAGGAAGGCCAAGGCUAUGGUUAGCUGAUGUUUUGCCGAUGCAGCAUUAUGUAGACAACUUGUAUCAGGGUUUUGCCAUUGUUAAAUGUUAUGGUAUCAAUUCUGGCAAUCUACUCGUCAUUUUGUUCAAUUUUAGCAUCUUAUCGAAUGAAGAAAACGUAAUUCCUGCGCGUCAAGUUUAAGAAGGAAUGCAAUCUUGGUUGUUAA